This is a messenger RNA of Entamoeba invadens IP1, 942 nucleotides long. RefSeq lists its product as hypothetical. The transcript has a single exon. The record is from RefSeq and is a predicted model, not a curated record. The coding region runs from base 1 to 942 and encodes 313 amino acids. Lineage: Eukaryota; Evosea; Mastigamoebida; Endamoebidae.
AUGGCGGAAGCACAAAGCCAAAACGAAAUUCAAAAUGCCAAAGAUUUACGUGACGAAACGGUAUCCGAUGUUCCUCAAGUUGUUUUAACACAAAACGAAAAUGUUGUCAAUGAGCAACAAUUUGACAUUGAUCAACGAAAUGAUCCCGAACAAGAGAUUGACCAAAACGAACAAAGAGAGAACCAACCGAAACGUACAUUAUUUAUAGAAGUGAGUCAAAGCACGAAAGAGCCGUGUAAAAACAUCCAAAUAGAUAACAUAGAUUUCAACAAAACGACAAUUUUGAGUGUUAAAAAAGCCCUUCACAAAUAUCAUUCCCUUCAUCCUCGAAUUCAAGACAUUCAACUCACUCUAAAUUCCAAUGAAAACAUGCCCCCAUUAUUAGAUGAUCAACUCUUGUCAUCGGUUGGGGAUUUUGAUAAAUUGUAUGCCAAAUUUUGUAUAUCAGAAAUCAAUCUUAUGUAUAAAAAGUUGUAUGACACAUACCUUUCUGGAAUGUUUGAUUUCAUUUACAAAUAUAUUCUUAACUAUACUUCAAUAGGACUUUUCCUAUUCUGGAUGUUACUUGGUAAAUCACUACCUCAAAAGAUACUCUUGGGGGUCUUAUUCAUUCUUCACUAUCUCUUUUUAAAAGAAGUCAUUCCUAUUAAGUUCUCUUAUAACAAAUUAACCGAUUCAAAAUACAAACCAAUCCUCACAUUCUUUUUAUCAAUCUACCCACUCUGGGAUUGUCACAACCCACAACACAACACUGUCAUCGAAUUACCAAAACAAGACAACAACGACCAAACACAAGUCAACGACAACAAAGAAGAUCAAAAAGAUAUUAAAGACUCAAGCGAUGAUUCUUUUGAUGAUGUUCAUGCAGAAGACCAGGAGAUAACACCAAUACAGAACACUCAAGCGAACAAAACAAAUCCAAACAGUAAUGAAGAACAGUGA